Molecule: messenger RNA, 2577 nt
Organism: Symbiodinium natans
Lineage: Eukaryota; Dinophyceae; Suessiales; Symbiodiniaceae
Source: the annotation of a GenBank genome assembly
AUGGACGACAAAGCAGUUGAAGCCGUUGUGUCCUUCUACCAUGAAUGUGAGGCCAAGGCAGCAUGGCCGCAGCAAAUGACAGUCUCCCUUAUAGCAAUGCUGCCGAAGAAUCUGACCCGGGAAAGACCAAUCGCCUUGCUACACAUCCUGUACAGGACCUGGGUCCGUUUGCGAUGGGAUUUGGUAAGUACUUGGCAGGCAGGCUAUGCCAAAACUGCCACGUACGACAAGGCAGUCCCAGGCAGUUGCUGCUUGGACGUGGCCGUAGGCAGACUGCUGCGAAAUGAGGUGGCGAAGACAAAUGGUGUGCAUGUGGUGUCACUCUUUGUGGACCUUGAGUCCUUUUUCGAUACCAUCCAAUUUCAGCAACUGAUCACGGCAGCAACGGCCCUGCAAUAUCCACCGCUAAUCCUGAAGAUGGCACUGGAAGUGUACAUGGGUGCCAGAUAUUUGGUGGCGGAUGGGGUGCUGUCGGCAGGCAUCAGAGCUACGAAUGGCGUGCAAGCGGGUUGCCCAGCGGCGCCAUCGUUGGCAAAGGUGGCAUUGCACCCGGUGAUUGAUAAGAUCCAAAGGCGAAGAGAUGUGACAAAUGUGGAUUGUUGGUUGGAUGAUGUCUCAAUUGACAUCCAGCAUAAAUCCUUUAAACAAGCGGCGGAUAGUGCGAUACGAGUCUACCGCAGCUUAAAGGACGGGAUGGACGCCAAUGGUUUCACGAUUUCAUCCAAGAAGACAGGGUUUGUAGCCAGCAGUACCCAGGCGAGCAAGCACCUGCGAGGACUACUGUUACCGCAUGAGCCGCAAGUGUACGACGUGAUGCGUGACUUGGGCGUCGACAGUACAGGUGGGAGAAAGCGUCGCUUGGUGACGUCGGCCACGCGGGCGAAAAAAGCACACGCACGACAAAGCAAGCUGUCCAGGCUGGGGCCGCCGCCCAGCACUAAACUCCGCGUGGUUAAGGCUGCGAUCACAUCCGUGGCUCUGUGGGGGCACCCAUCAGUGGGGGUAUCACCCAAAAGAAUGAAAUGGCUCCGUACAGUGGUUGGAAAACACCUGGGCAAAUACAAGCUUGGUAGUUUGGAAACCAUUUUGGACAUGGGAGCCAAGAAAUGCCAGGAUCCGAAGAGCACAAUCCACAAGCAGCAUUUCAAGGUGGUGGCUAAAGUUUUCCGUGCAUGGAUCGGUGGCGGAAAAGCCCACUUUGACUUGGCCUGGAAAACCACUUGGAAGAGGUUGUGUGCGGCCAAACACCGCUGGCCACUGGUCACGGGACCGAUGGCAGCAACCAUGGCGUACUUAAUGGAUCUGAAGGUGGAUGCCAGUGACCCAGGCAAAUGGAAGAGAGGAAGUGUCCUCAACGUUGAUUGGACCCAGCCACGCAUGGGUAGCCUCGCCUACAAAUGGCUUGAGGGAUUCCUGGAGGAACAGAAACGGGCUGCAAUAGCGCGACAGGCAGGUGGCGCUGGUGCCCAAGAGGGGCUGGAUUGGACGCCGCAUCACAAGCUGACGAAGCUGGGAGGCCUAAGCCCAGGCCUUAUGGAAGGUAUAAAGUCAGUGUGGCACGCGGGCGUCAUCACGGAGUCCAAGCCUGGAUGGUGCAAGAAGUGCCAAAUGCCAGCAACUCUGGAGCAUGUCCUCAAAGAAUGUCCUUACUGGCGUGAACAAGGGUUCAAAGAACCCAAGCUCCAGGAAUACUUGCGCCACAAAUACCCAUGGGAGUGUCUGUGGACAAGGGCACUCCUGCCAAAGCCGGCGGUGUGGCACCCGAAGCCGCCGGAACACCUUUUAGGUCUGCGCUACCAAGGAUGCUUCGCAGCAGAUGCAAAAGUGGAAGCGGAAGGCUUGAUCUUCGCCACUGACGCAAGUGGAGGUCCAGGAGGAAUAGACCCACGUGUACAAACAUCAGCCCUCGCAGUGGUGGCUAUGUCCUGGACAAAAGGUGUGCUGGUGGAAGUCGGACGGAUUACAGAGCUGGUCUACCCGUGGCAGCCGGUGGUGGACAUGGAGCGCCGUGCACUUUUCCGACUAAUGGAGCACACGGAGGAUCUGAUUGAUGUCACUAUGGAUUGCAGGCAGUCCAAGCGCUACAAAAAACACAACCGCCGGAGGAUGAUCUGGAAUGGAGCAAAGUGUGGAAUGACAGGAAACGUAUCAAGGCAACAUGGGUCCCGUCCCACAAAACUGAAGAGGAAUUCCUGGCGAAGAUGGGGCCGGGCACGUUGUGGCGACGUGCAGCGAAUGACAUGGCGGACAAAGUAUGUGGAGCAGUGGCGGCGGCUGCUUACAGCCCAGCGCACAAGAGGCGUGUCAAAGAGUUGGACAAUGUGGUGCGCACACUUUCCCUGGCGUACGGUGCACGCGCAGCCCACAUAUUGCGGAAGCGCAAAGAAGAAGACUUCCCCUUCAUCCUGGACCAUGCGCAUUACAAAGAGAAGAUGGAAGCCUCGCAGAAAGCUGAGGGAUGCAAAAAAGAGCAUGGCGGAGCCAAACUCAACAAACGCCAGCGGCUUUGGCAGUUGCUUGACAACCCGGAGCGUGGGCAUCAAUGGGAGAAGGGCAGCGAACACCCCCGGAAUUUAA